Molecule: messenger RNA, 3539 nt
Organism: Linum tenue
Lineage: Eukaryota; Viridiplantae; Streptophyta; Magnoliopsida; Malpighiales; Linaceae
Source: the annotation of a GenBank genome assembly
CAAAGUAAGAAAGCCCGUAUCACGGAGCCACGGCCCAAAUCGCACUACGCCCCACCAGCCCAACACUCCGCGGAAAACGACACAGCGCUUCAUUUCAAAUCCAGUAAACAAAGCCGUAAUAAGGAAACACGAGAGACGCACGCCUUUCCCCCACCACUUCAUCAAUUCAACGCUUUUCUGACCAUUUUCUGCCUCGCCGGCAACCGGCGCUUCUUUUGUCUCUUUCUCUUCCCAGCAUCUGCUGACCUCAACGAUUCCCAACUCUCCUCUCAUAAUGUCAAUUUCCUUCGUACACCAGACCUUCUCCUUCCUUCCCUCACUCCCUUUCCUUCUCUUCAGUCCUUUGCUAUGGCCACUUCUCCUUCAUCGCCGCCUCCGCUGCGGCUGCUGCUUCCGGCCAUCUCCGUCCUGCUCCUGUCUUGUAUCUUCUCCUCGAGUGAAUCGGCGACGGUCGGCGUCGGUUCGAUUUCGCGCCUCCUCGAAACUCAGGAUCGCGAGCGAGCUCCUCCUUCGGUACAGGUAGCUGCCGCUCGAGGUGUUCUGCGUCGGCUGCUUCCUUCUCACUCUUCCAGCUUCGACUUUCGAAUUGUCUCCAAGGAGCAAUGUGGAGGCGAGUCCUGCUUCAUUAUCUCGAACCAUCCGAAUUCCGCUGGACCUGGCACUCCAGAGAUACUGAUUUCUGGGGCCACCGGAGUGGAAAUGGUGGCUGGUUUGCAUUGGUAUUUGAAGAACUGGUGUGGCGCGCACUUAUCUUGGGCUAAGACUGGCGGUGACCAACUGAAUUCAGUGCCUCAGCCGGGCUAUCUUCCGCGUGUUCAAGAUGAUGGCGUCUUGGUUCAGAGACCAGUUCCAUGGAAUUAUUACCAGAAUGCUGUUAGCUCUAGCUAUACUUUUGCGUGGUGGGACUGGAAAAGAUGGGAGAAAGAAAUUGAUUGGAUGGCUCUCCAUGGCAUCAACCUACCAUUAGCAUUUACUGGCCAAGAAGCUAUUUGGCAAAAAGUUUUCCAGCAGAAGUUCAAUAUCACCAAAGCUGGUUUGGAUGAUUUUUUUGGUGGCCCGGCAUUUCUUGCAUGGUCACGGAUGGCAAAUCUCCAUGGAUGGGGUGGACCACUACCACAAAGUUGGCUGGACCAACAAUUAGUGAUGCAGAAGAAAAUACUUGAAAGAAUGUAUGAACUUGGAAUGACUCCUGUCCUCCCAGCCUUUUCUGGAAAUGUUCCUGCUGCUUUCAUAGAUCUAUUUCCAUCAGCAAAGAUAAUGCGCUUGGGGAAUUGGUUUUCUGUUGAGAGCAACCCAAAAUGGUGCUGUACAUAUCUUCUUGAUGCAACGGAUCCCUUGUUUGUUGAGAUUGGAAGGGCAUUCAUCGAGGAGCAAAUAGAAGGUGUUUAUCUAAUCCUGUAUGGAAGAACAAGCCACAUAUACAACUGUGACAACUUUGAUGAGAAUACUCCGCCCGUUGAUGACCCUGAGUACAUCUCUUCACUAGGUGCUGCAACCUUUAAGGGAAUGCAAAGUGGGGACAGUGAUGCCGUCUGGCUGAUGCAGGGUUGGCUGUUCGCUUAUGAUCCAUUCUGGAAGCCCCCACAAAUGAAGGCACUUCUACAUUCAGUACCCCUUGGGCGGCUCGUAGUUCUUGAUUUGUAUGCUGAAGUGAAACCUAUAUGGAGUAUUUCAGAGCAAUUCUAUGGUGUUCCUUACAUUUGGUGUAUGCUACAUAACUUUGCUGGAAAUGUAGAGAUGUACGGCCUGUUGGACUCUGUAGCUUCUGGACCAAUUGAAGCUCAUCAAAGUGAAAAUUCAACGAUGGCAAGUGCACACUCUCAAUUAUUGCUCCCUCUAAAUGAAAACGCUUAGCAUGGUUGAUAGGGGUCAUAAUUUUCAUCUAUCAUCAGAUCAAUUGCUUUGCUCCAAAAUUUCAAAACAGUUAAGUACUAUUACUGAAAGCACUCGUGCAGUCUAAAUUUUAUUGUAAGUGAUAUGUGAACAUUAUUAAUCAUUGGAAGGACUUGGAGUGUCAAGUGCAACAUCCUCUGGCAGUAAGUUCGCAACUGCUCUACAGAAAAAAUGUUGUAUCUGCCAGGAUGAGAUUGAAAGCUCCAAGUUGGUGUUGGAAUGUCGAUGGAAGGUAUAGAACAAAAUCCUAUUGUUUACGAUCUCAUGUCUGAAAUGGCAUUUCAGCAUAAAAAGGUUGAUGUGAAGGCUUGGAUUGAUCUAUAUUCUACCAGACGGUAUGGCAAGUCAGUCCCUCUAGUACAAGAUGCCUGGAAUAUAUUAUAUCACACUGUUUACAACUGCACUGAUGGUGCUUAUGACAAAAAUAGGGAUGUAAUCGUGGCAUUUCCUGAUGUGGAUCCAUCCUUCAUCUCGACAUCACUGGAGAGUUACCAGAACAAUGACAAGCCGACACUAAGAAGAUCUAUCUUACAGCAGGAUUCUGGUUCAUAUGAGCGACCCCACAUUUGGUAUUCACCUUCAGAAGUUAUAAGUGCCCUGGAACUUUUCAUCAGAUGUGGUGAUGAAUUAUCCGGAAGUAAUACCUACAGGUACGACCUAGUUGACUUGACAAGGCAAGCUUUGGCAAAGUACGCGAAUGAGCUGUUUCUAAAGAUCACGAAAUCCUACGAAUUAAAGGAUUUCAAUGGAGUUGCAUUGCACUCCCGUAAGUUUGUGGGACUUGUGGAAGACCUGGACUCCCUGUUGUCAUGCCACGAAGGGUUUCUUCUUGGGCCUUGGUUAGAGGAUGCAAAGCAGCUUGCAAUGGACGAAGAACAAGCGAAACAAUUUGAAUGGAAUGCAAGGACUCAAAUAACUAUGUGGUAUGACAACACCGACUACGAAGCAAGCCUUCUUCGCGACUAUGGGAACAAGUACUGGAGUGGGCUCCUGCGAGACUACUACGGGCCACGAGCAGCUAUUUAUUUCAAGUACUUGUUAGAGAGCUUGGAGAACGAGCACAGCUUCCGGUUGAAGGACUGGAGGAGGGAGUGGAUAAAGCUGACGAAUGAGUGGCAGAAUAGCCGGGGUAAGUUCCCCGUCGGAAGUAAUGGGGAUGCUGUCUACUUGUCGCGGCGGCUAUACGAGAAGUACCUGAAGAAUCACUCCGGCGGUGUGGCACUGUGAGCACUCUUGAGUUAGUUUUGUUCCUGAAUGGCGUAUAAUUUCCAGAUACUGGUGGUAUUGAACAUGAUACAAGAAUGGUCAUGUCUUGGCUGAGAGAAAGCUAUGCCCUACUUCUUUGUUCCUAAACCAACCUUGAUUCAUAGCUACGAAGUGUUUGUGGACUGUGGUUAAGCUGCGGUAGGCUUCCCAUACUCUUAUCAAGGACCAAUCCACCAUGUCAAGCCAAGCGACUCUCUUAAGGUGCUCACGACGUUCCACUAGAGUAGCAAAUAAAUUGGGUUCAUAGAUUGGUGGAUUGUAUUUACAGUUAUGAAGUUAGUCUAGAGUCCCUCAAAAAUUCUGAAAGUUACAUAUAAACUUGAUAUGAUCUUUGAAAAUUACGUUCAUCUGAAAGAAUUUUUUACUACAUUACUUCGUGU